CAGUGGUUACAGGCCGACAUGUUGGAGACGUUUCUUCAGUGAUCGUGCGCGGUGAGUCUGACGCGUGAUUUUUCAUGCGUUUUUCAGUGCGUGUUCGUUCGAUAACAAGAAGUGUUUUUGAAUCGCGACGCUACAUGUGAAGUGUCGAGUGAGGGAAUUCUGCUUGUGCCUGGUUUACCCGGCCCAGCAAACAUGAGCUGGGGUACAGAACUCUGGGACCAGUUCGAGAAUCUGUCCCUGCACACGCAAAAAGGGAUAGAAUUCCUCGAAAGGUAUGGCCACUUCAUUCGUGAUCGAUGCGCUAUCGAAGUGGAAUACGCUGCAAAACUCAGACGUCUUGUGAAGAGCUAUCAACCUAAGAAGAAAGAGGAGGAGGAUUAUCAGUACAGUCCUUGUCGAGCGUUCAAGAUGGAGCUGAACGAGGUGAACGAUCAGGCGGGACAGAGGGAAGUGAUCGCGGAGAAUCUGCAAGCGAAUGUAUUGAGAGAGUUAAAUAUACUUGUGAAAGACUUCAAAGAGGAUCGCAAGAAGCAUCUUCAGGAAGGUGCCAGAUUGAUGGCGACCUUGACGGGUCAGAUUGGGAAUCUGGAACGAGCUAGGAAGGCGUACGAGAAAGCUUUCCGUGAGGCGGAAAGAGCGGUCGAGAAUUAUCAGAGGGCAGAUGCUGAUCUGCACCUAUCACGGGCGGAAGUGGAGAAGCAGAGGAUGAACAUGACUUUAAAGACUCAGCAAAGUGAAGAGGCCAAGACCGAGUACGCGAACCAGUUACAGAAAACAAACGAUAUGCAGACACAGCAUUACCACACGGCCAUGCCAGAAGUAUUUCAGCACCUUCAGGAGCUCGACGAAAAGAGAAUAAAGAAUAUGCGAAACUACAUGUUGAAAUCGGUGGAGAUAGAACGAGCAGUAGCGCCGAUAAUUGCUCAAUGUUUAGACGGUAUCGAGAAAGCAGCGAACGAGAUUAACGAGAAGGAAGAUACAUUGUUGGUGAUCGAACGUUACAAGAGCGGUUUCCAACCUCCAGGAGACUUCCCGUUCGAAGAUCUUUCCGUGGCCAAAACGUACGAUAGUAAUAGUCAGUUAUCGCAACCGGUGAUGCAGCCUAUACACAAUCACCAUCUCACGGUAAAGGGUACCGUUUCCGGUGGUAAAAUUAAGAAGAGGGUCGGUCUAUUCGGCAUAUUCAGUAGCAAUAAGAAGUUGAUCGAGGUGUGCAUAGCUUUAAAGAACAACGUGCCUGGAUACGGUGACGGUGCAAAGGAGGACUGUAGCGAUCUGCCUCCGAAUCAGCGAAAGAAACGACUUCAACAAAGACUGGACGAAAUUCAAGCGAAGAUUCAACAAGAGACUGCAGCGAGGGACGGUUUGAUGAAGAUGAAAGGCGUGUACGAGCAAAAUCCUGCAUUGGGAGAUCCAAUGAGCAUAGAAGGACAACUGAACCAAUCGAGCAACAAGCUGGAUAAACUUGGAGCGGAGUUGGCAAAGUUUCAAGGCUAUCUCGAGGAAGCGAUGCGUGCUGGUGUCAGCCUAUCCAGCCCCAGUCAAGCACCACGGAAACCUACCAGCAACGGUUCUGCGACGAGGCCGUUGAGUUCAAGAAGAUCCAGUCAUUCGGGAGGCGAGGAGAGUCUUUCGAGAUCAGCCUCUGAUUCCAGCGUUAGCAACACGAAUGCCAACCAAUCGAUGCACAAAAAAAGUGCUCCCGGUACGCCGCAACCUACGCAUGGUUCCACGAAUAGCCCGGAAUCUGGCCUUGGGGAAUCGAGGACAUCUCUUCCUGGCAGCGGCGGCGAAGAGUAUUAUGUCGAUGAAAUUGACGCCCAACCACCAUUGGGAACAUGUAGAGCUCUUUAUCCUUUCGAUGCGACCAGCGAAGGUUCUAUACCAAUGUACGAUGGAGAAGAACUGUACAUGAUAGAAUUAGAUCAAGGGGAUGGUUGGACGCGUGUUCGUCGUAUAUCUCAACCGAUCGAGGGCUUUGUACCUACGUCUUACAUUGAGUGUCACCUUUAUAACACUUAGCCACUUCUCUUGGAACGUUGAACGAACCCGAAGUGAAGUUUGAACAAGGUUAUUAAACGCUAUCGUUUCAAUACAAGGCUUACAUUGAACGAUAUGAAAUAGCAAUCAUGAGAUUUUUAUAUAAUCGAAAGAGCUUACGUGUGUGUUGGUUGAUUGGCACACAGGAUUCCAGAUACUGCCUGGUCAAGUAAUGGGCCUAAAUGUUAAUGAACGAUUUCGUAUACAUAAAAAUCGAUACGUGCCAAUGUUUCGACCUUUUUCGAAAGAGCGUAUUAAACGUCAGAAAUUUAGUCAAUUAUCGCCCAGCACAUUUUCCCUCUGUUUUCUCAAUUAGCUUAUCGAACAAGGAAGAACAAAGUGGAAACGAAUUUCGUGUUUGAAAUCUAGCUCCAUUAAAAUGAAAUCUUAAACUCACUUAAUUAUUAAAUAGAAUAUUAAGAUCGUACAAUUACUUAGAACGAUAUCGUAUCUAACCAUUUAAAAAGAAUUUGUUCGUAUAGAUUCAGUGAUACGACACAAUUCUCCAAGGAAAACAAUGAAAAGCACCCUGAUCACUUUUGUAAAUGUGCCUCUGUAAAUGUACACGUGCACAAGUGAACGAGUUAAGACUUCAUCGAUGAAAGUAAUUUCCCAUCAACGUAAUAUGUGCCCCGCCUAUACACGUCACGGAUAAAGAUUGUGAUUGUUGUAACUGCACGAGUUUUGUGUAUUAUUUUUUGUUCAACUUGAUUGUAAAGCAGGCAACUCUCAUUCACGCUAUCUCUGCCGAUGAUCAAGAAACUGAUCAACCGUAGCAUUAUUAUAUUCUUUUUUAUGCAUAUAUACAGUACAUAUUAGGGAUGUGCAGAAUACCUAACAUUUCGGAUUUGAGUAAAGUAUAUACGGACUUCCGAGUAGUCCAAUUAUAUUCGAAUAAAGUUUCCAUUGAACAAACGAGAAAGGGAAAAACAUUCGUCGAUAAGAUAUUUAUAUCUAUACGGUUCAUAGCAGAGGCAUUUUUAUGGUGCUCGUUUGUUCAGUGGAAGCCUAACAUUCAGCAUUCAAAUGUGAUGAUUAUCUACUUCGGCCGAAUAUAAUCAAACUACUCGAGAGCUUCCACCAGAGCUCGUCCGACUUUCUUCGAUCAGAUACGACACAUUCGAUUACCCGCACACUCCUAAUAUAUACACGAAUAGGAACAAACUAAUGAAUUAUUUGUUUUAUCGUAUCAAUAUCGGUUUCUUGCUUCUGCUGACGAUAGGAAAAGCGAUGCCAUCACUUUACAAUUAGUGGGAGUCGUUAUUUGUAUCUUUUAUUGUUAUGUAAGUUUAUUAAUUGACGUGUUUGUUUUUAAAUACACAAGAGGAGGGUGAUUAGGUGGUGCUCUGUACAGCAAGUAGAUUCCGAAGAACGAUCGGCCAAGUUUUGUUUACGACGUUGCCUGGAUGUGAAUUUAGUUAGGAUAUAUUUGUGUACAUAUUUGCAAAGGACAUGGGAGAAGUAAUGAAGUGCGUGGUACGUGUGUGAGUGCCAGAUUCGAUGCGUCGCGCGAAGCAAUGAAUUUGUUUCCAUUCGUAGAAAAUAAGUACGAAAUGGUGGCGUUCAUUUUUCCCUUGAUAUUUUUUUUGAACGCCUUCAUUUCAGUAUCUUUUGGAAGGAACUCUUAGCUUCGCUGUUACAAAGCCUAGAUUCGUCCUAGAUUCAAUUGCGGUGUAUCGAACUCGUGUAGUCGUAUAUAUACUCGCGUAUUAAAAAUAUGUAUAUGUAUAUAUAUAUAAAAUUAUUAAUCACUCAUUAAAGUGUAGCUUUGGUAUAUAAGAUACGCAAGUAUGUGCAGGUAAACAAAAGUCAUUCGGCCCUCUCCUCUGGCGCAUCCGCCAAUCGAUAUAUCGUAAUUUCCCUUCGCUCCGAUAUACGAUUCUAUUGUAAGUUUCGCUCCGUUUCUCGAGCAAUCCGCUAACGCGUGCGGCGUCCUUCGCGACGCUUUUUAAUUUAUCUGUUAGUCGUGAGAGCAUCGAGGAGUUUCAGGUUUUUUGCGAGAAUCGUGAAUAUUUUCGCAUGCGUUUGUCGAUUUCAGCGAACAGUCGAUCUCGAUGUACGUUUCGCUUAAACUUCGAUCGCCGAUAGGCUGUAUCACUUUUUAAAAGUGAAAAGAGAAAAUUAUUAUAAAUAAUGAUAGAACAAAAGUAAAAAAGGAACGGUCCGUAUGUCUACCUUAAUUCUUAAUAUUAAACCGCGUCCAUUCUAUGUAUAUUUUGUGAUUUUAUAUCCAUGAGCAAGUAUUGUAGAUAAUUAACUCUGUGACUCAUUAUACGUUUAAUUAUUAUUAUUAAUAUUGAAAAAAUAUAGCUACUAAACCAA
This is a messenger RNA of Megachile rotundata (alfalfa leafcutting bee), 4362 nucleotides long. It is a transcript of the gene Cip4, whose product is annotated as formin-binding protein 1-like Cip4. NCBI's taxonomy places the organism in Eukaryota, Metazoa, Arthropoda, Insecta, Hymenoptera, Megachilidae. The record is from RefSeq and is a predicted model, not a curated record. Gene Ontology annotation, molecular function: protein binding. Gene Ontology annotation, biological process: signal transduction.